AUGUAUUUCUUCGGGAAUGCCAGCUACGAUCUGCUGCCGAAUUCCAGUUACGACCCGUGCGACGGUCUGGCGGUGUGCCUGAGCCAGCCCUGUGACCCUAGCAACAGCCUGUCCUUCACGCGCGUCUUCAUCCCGGUCCUGUACAGCGCCGUCUUCCUGGUGGGGCUGCUGGGAAACGGCCUGGUGGUGGGCGUCUUGGCCCGGAGCCUGAGGCGUCUGGCCGCCACGGAGAUGUACGUCCUGCAUUUAGCCGCGGCCGACCUGCUGCUGGUUGUGGGCCUGCCCUUCUGGGCUGCGGAAUCCGCCAACGAGUGGGUGUUUGGCCACGGGGCCUGCAAGGUGCUGGGGGCCCUGUACAACGUCAGCUUCUACAGCAGCAUCUACUUGCUGGGCUGUAUUAGCUUCGAUCGCUACCUCUCCAUCGUCCACGCUGUGGAACUCUACAAGAGGAGGAGGCCUUGGCGCGUUUACCUCAGCUGCGCGGCCGUCUGGCUCUUCUGCCUCCUGCUGGCCGUCCCGGAUUUCGUCUUCCUGCACUCCAUGAGGGUGAACGGGUCCCGGAAGUGUGCCCAUAAUUAUGGCGCCAACAACUCCAAGGGCUGGAUCGUGGGCCUACGCUGCUUCUACCACGUCACCGGCUUCCUGCUCCCCCUGGGGGUCAUGGGCUACAGUUACCUGAAGAUCGGCUUGACCCUCGCGCAAUCCCACAAUUCCCAGCGGCCGCGGGAACGCCGGGCCCUCAAGGUGAUGGCCGCCGUGGUGGCGGUCUUCUUCCUCUGCUGGACCCCCUACAACGUGGUGAUGUUCCUGGAGACCCUGCACCGGUUGGGUGCCCUGGGGCGGGACUGCAGCGCCGAGGGGCGCAUGGACACCGGCUACAUCCUGGCCGCGUGCCUGGGCAACCUGCACUGCUGCCUCAACCCCUUCCUGUACGCCCUCGCCGGCGCCAAGUUCCGCUCCAGGAUGUUCGAGUGCCUGGGGGCGCUGGGCUGCCCCUUCGCCCGCGGGUGGGGCUCCCUCCCCAGAAGCCAGCGGCAACGCCAUUCUGUCGUCACUGUCUCCGAGUCGGGAGACACCUCCUACUCGGCGUUCUAA
This is a messenger RNA of Hemiscyllium ocellatum (epaulette shark), 1095 nucleotides long. RefSeq names its product C-X-C chemokine receptor type 3-like. Gene Ontology annotation, cellular component: membrane. Gene Ontology annotation, biological process: G protein-coupled receptor signaling pathway; chemotaxis; regulation of leukocyte migration. Gene Ontology annotation, molecular function: C-X-C chemokine receptor activity. NCBI's taxonomy places the organism in Eukaryota, Metazoa, Chordata, Chondrichthyes, Orectolobiformes, Hemiscylliidae. The coding region runs from base 1 to 1095 and encodes 364 amino acids. The transcript has a single exon. The record is from RefSeq and is a predicted model, not a curated record.